AUGGCCAACAACGCCCCAGUCCCACCUGUCAAUGCAGUCAUCGUCAUCGCCAUCCGCAUACCAAAUGCUACUACCGCGUUCAACCCGGCUGUGAACUCAAUCUACAGUACACCUCUCCACGGUAGCUGUGAGCAAACAUACAAGCGCACCAAUUUGCUGUUUGUCGUUGGAGUGGUUCCUAACAAUCAACAAAUCCGCAAUAUUCCUGAAAAUCCAAUAUCCACCACGACUGGGGACUGGCACUCCCCUGGCGGCAGUGCUCUCUCUACCAAUGAGAUGACCUUCAAUGUCGAUAAACGUUUGUCAACCGUGAAAUGCCGCUGCUUCAAAAAUCUUCGGGGAAUUGUCAGUUCAAUUGUCCAGCAGAUGGGUGGCGCCGCUGUGUUCACAGCUGCAACGCCAGCGCAAAACAUUACCAUCUUCCGCCAAUUCUACCAACAAGACCCAUACAAUGUCACUCGCGCCAUGCUUCACGGUGCCGGAGCAAAGGACAUCAACCUUGACGCAAUUUUCAACUCGCAGCACGUGAACCAGACUCCGAUUGGUCAGAACUCUGGCUUUGAUCAGGUUGUAGUGCUUCGACAAUGGUUUGAGUUCUUCUUCGAGGAAUCUUGCACAAUUGUUGGACAACACUAUAUCUGGGGACCUACCCCUAAUCCCUUUGGUCCUCAUGAAGCGAGAUUGGCUCUUCAGGCACUUCGUGGUCAGUUUCUAGCUGCCAACAACAACCCCCAAAACAACAACCCACCUGUUCACAUUCUUGAUCCGAGGAAUAUGCCGGUGUAG
Endocarpon pusillum Z07020 is the source of this 786-nucleotide messenger RNA. RefSeq lists its product as uncharacterized. Bases 1 to 786 code for a protein of 261 amino acids. The transcript has a single exon. The record is from RefSeq and is a predicted model, not a curated record. Lineage: Eukaryota; Fungi; Ascomycota; Eurotiomycetes; Verrucariales; Verrucariaceae.